CUGCUAUCACUUGACGUGCACAUAUAGUGUCUACAGUGUUUCACUUUGUGGCCAUUAAGGCGUGUCACAUUUAGGCACUGAGCUACCAAAGUGUCAGUGAGAAAAUGUAUUAGUCUCAUAUUUCUGCUUACGUUGCGUAAUAUUCCAAGUUCCGAGUUGUCGAACGCACCACAGAGUUGAACAUUUCCUUAAACUGUACAGGCACAGUCCGUUCAGUUAGUAGGGCAGGCUGACACCAACUGUGUCUGACUCAGUCUCCUAUGCUAAUAGUAUGAAAUUCCCUGGCGUGUUGAACUUUGAGGAAGUAAGCUUUGCUCAAUUUGAAGAUAGUUUGCCUAGUGUGGACGCAAGACAAGUGGAAACAAUGAUCCCUGACGGAUAUUCCGGUCCCUUUGAUAGGGACACCAAUAUUAUACCAUCCGGUGUGAAAACCUUUUCGAUCUAUGAGCAUUUCUCUCCCGAAGAAAGUAAAAACGAUUACCGUCGUGUUCUUCCUGAUCUUUGGAAGAACGUCUUCGACUCGGAGAAAACGUCAAGCACAGAUAAAUCAGCGUUGUCUGGCACAGGGCAAGUCAAUUACCAUGGAGUACGUGUCAAGAAGACAGUAAAGGAGUUAAUAAUGCAGAAACGGCUUCGUGAAGACAUCCAGACACAACCGGGACAACAACUUGAAAAAGAGUGCCCAGUUUUGACAUCCAUGCUGCAGGUGAAUAGAAGGCCGUCCACUGACGUGCUUGCUCCCACUCAGUGUACAACACCAUCUACAAACCACACUAACAUAUUGACCCAGCAGAGACAUGGCGAUAUGAGCCCAGCCCUGUCUGAACACAUGUUCAGUAUGCCGCAGAGCCCCCCUUUUUUCACAGACACUGGGGUGCCCCAGGAUGGAUCCUCCCCAAUCACCCUUCCCGUCCUGGACAACAAAACCCUAAGCCCACUCUUUGCCAGUUCCUACAACUCCCUCUUUGCCCCAAGCUCUCAGGCUCAAAGUGUUGAGAGGACUUGGUCUUCUCCAUUCCAGUUUGAGAUCCCCCGGUCCCCGCCACUACUCCAGGAGAGGUCUACCCAAAUGUCUUUCUUCCACUGGCAGAUCCAGCUGGAGGAGGAGAAACUGGCCGGACUGACCAUUGACCAUUUAAGCGCACAGGAUGAGGACGGUGACACAUACCUCCACAUUGCCGUGGCACAGGGUAGGAGGGCUGUGGCCUAUGUGUUGGCAAAGAAGAUGGCUAAUUUCGGCAUGCUAGACUUGAAAGAACACAACAACCAGAGUGCACUUCAAGUGAGUGUGGCAGCAAAUCAUCACCUCAUUACUCAGGAUCUGUUGAGUCUGGGUGCCCAGGUGAACACGAGGGACUCUUGGGGACGCUCCCCGCUGCAUGUAUGUGCAGAAAAGGGUCAUGUGCAUACUAUACAGGCCAUACAGAAAUCCACGCAAACCAAUGGCCAGCAGGUUCAUGUAGAAAUCAUGAAUUAUAAUGGCCUGACUCCUUUACACGUGGCUGUCCUGGCUCACAAUGCUGUGGUUCAGGAGCUGGAACGGAGUGGCGAUCCGAUGUCCCUGCAAUCUAUGGGAUUAGCGCAAAACAGAAAGCAGUUGAAGGAAUGUAUUCAAACGCUGAUGGCUAUGGGUGCCUCUUGUGGGGCAAAGGAUCUUAAAAGUGGACGCACAGUGCUGCACAUGGCUGCUGAAGAAGCCAAUAUGGAGUUGCUAAGCCUGUUUCUUGACCAGCCACAGUCACUGUCAGUCAUUAACCUGAAGGCAUAUAAUGGAAACACAGCACUGCACCUAGCGAGUUCACUACAAGGUCGCAUAGCGCAGGUGAACGCUGUGAGGCUGCUGAUGCGUAGAGGAGCGGACCCUAGUGCCAAGAAUCUGGAGAAUGAGCAACCCGCUCAACUGGUACCAGAGGGUGAGAGAGGAGAUCAGGUGCGCUGUAUCCUGAAAGGGCGUGGUAUACAGGGUCGGACAACCCUUCAUUAGGGUUUAUUUUCUUAGAAACACUGUCAGUAAGACAGUCUGAUAUUUGUACAGUAAUCAUUUGCUAAUAUGGAGCAGAUGUAAGUUGUUUCUAUGAAACAAACCUAUUAUUGGUUGCUACUAAGUAGCGAACAGAGACAUGAGUACUGUUUCUGGUCUUCUUUUAAAUGCCCAUUUUGAUUGAAAUCUAAACAAAAGUGACAGCUAAUGAGAUUGAGACAAAGUUAGUGAUCAACUGGUGUGUAUUUCUUAUCUCCUUUUUACAUUGUAUACUGGCAGAGGUUUUUGUUUUAUCUCAGUUCUGAACUGCAUAAUGUAUUGCAGGCUAUAGUUUAUGAGCUUUGUGUUCCAAAAUAUGUUGUAAUUAUGGUAAUUAUGGAAUGCUUUAAAUAUCAACGGUGUUGAUUGGUGCAGCACAUGAAAAACAAACAAAACAAAUCGCCAAACAGGUGUCAGUAUAUUUUCUAAUCAGACAAUUAUUCUAUCAUGACCUGUACGAGGAAGGUUAUGUUUUCAGCUGUAUUCAUUUGUUUGUUUGUUUGUUGGUAGGUAGGUAAACAUUACUGGCCUGAUUUUCUUGAGUCAUGGUGUAAAGGUGUGUGGGCCAAGGUAGAACCUGUUCCAUUUUGGAGUGGAUUAUAAUUUGGCGUUUGCUUUUGCUGUUGGGCGUUGGCAGAGGUAUGGCACUCUACUGAAUGGCAUGCUAGUUAACAAGGGGUUUCUUGCAGCACAGCACACUGCUCAAUCUUGAUCUUUCUUCGAGCAAUACAGUUCAGAUCAUGUAAAUAAUAUAGAUAAAAUGACUGUAUUAACAGACCAUUUUAACAUUGUGGCCUACAGACAUAGCCUGUAGAAAUGGCAAUGGUCAGUUAAACCAUUGACCAAUAUGAUUGGUGUACUUCUGAUGAAAGGGUGUGGUAUACAGGCUCGGGCAACCCUUCAUUAGGGUUUAAUUCCUUAGAAACACUGUCAGUGAGACAGUGUGAUAUUUGUACAGUAAUCAUUUGCUAAUAUGAGGCAGAUCUGUGGACGUUUUUCAAAAUAGAAAAACAGCACUUUUUUAUAUAUAUAUAUAUUUUGGGCUUUUCAUGCGUUUAAUCAGACAGGAGAGUGGAGAGCGACAGGAAGUGUGUGGGAGAGAGAGUUGGGGUGGGAUCCAGAAAGGACCACGGGGAGGGAAUUGAACCCGGGUCUCCGGCAUACGGUGCAGGUGCCCCAGCCAGUUACGCCACAGCUGGGGCUUUCUUUGUUUGUUAAUGAGGCUGUUGGCGUGCUAAUGAGAUCAUUUUAUGCAAGAGACAGUCAGCUGAUCAGGCAGUUCUUCAACGUGGCCUGGGAUACUUUGUGUUCACACUUCUAAAAGAAUGAGGUCAUAUUCAGUACAGAUCAACUCCAGAACUGGUCUCAAAUGCAUAUUGCAUUUAGAGGCAUCAAAUCACAAUCGGAUAGGAAUAUACCAAUAUUCCGAUAUUCCAAUAUUCCGAGCUCUUUAAGGGUCUUACACCGAGUUACAGACCGACACAGAUGUCAUUAUUUUUUCUUUGUUUUUUCUUCAUCCUGAAAAAAGUGCUGUUGUGACUGUCCUAACUUGUAUAUAGCAAUAUAGCAUAUAAAUAUAGCAUAUAAAAUACUUUUGAAUGUCAUUUUUAGAUUAAAAAAAAGAAUUGUAUCUUAUCUAUGAAAUAUUCAUUUAAAUAGCUGGUGUUUGUUUGCAACCAAAUAUGGUUAUUCUGUGUUUGAGUGCUUCAUUGUUUCACUGCUUUUAUUUUUUUGUAGUUUAGGUCAAUAUUUGAUUUCUGUCAGAAAAUAAGAAGGAAACAGAAAAUACUUUGAGCAGAAAAGCAGAACCUUUAACUUGACUUGGGAUGUUUCUGUUAAAUCCUACAAACUAACAUGUAAAGUCAGUCACUGUUAGAUACAUAUGUUGAGCUGUGUAAGUCAUUUAAGAUUUUUCUUAUUAAGCAGAUGGUUAGUUAAUAAAGUAAUAUGUAAGGGAUAAUGUAUAGAAUGCCGGUCAUUGUUGGGAAAAUAAAUCCCGACAGUGAGCGAGACCGGACCCCAACACGCCAGAGGAGGGGUCUGGCUUCGCCCUGAAGGGACUUAUUUAUAACAAUUGAAUAAUUAUAGGGCUUAAAGUGGUCAGUCACUGUGUCUGAAUUGAGGUGUGGGUCAGGGGUGCGUUUCCCAAAAGCAUAGUUGCUAACCUGUUAGCAACUUGGUUGGCAAUGGGAAAUUGCAUUGCAACCAACAAAGUUGCUAACUUAGUUAGAUAAAAAUCAACUAACAACUAACUUAGUUAGCAACUAUGGUUUUGGGAAACGCACCCCAGGUGUAAUUGAGGUGGAGGCAAUUACAUAUUGUAUCCUUGUAUUGAUUUUAUGAUUGCAACCUAAAUAAAGACAUUGAAAAA
This is a messenger RNA of Alosa sapidissima (American shad), 4391 nucleotides long. It is a transcript of the gene nfkbiz, whose product is annotated as nuclear factor of kappa light polypeptide gene enhancer in B-cells inhibitor, zeta. The transcript is spliced from 12 exons. Lineage: Eukaryota; Metazoa; Chordata; Actinopteri; Clupeiformes; Clupeidae. The record is from RefSeq and is a predicted model, not a curated record. Gene Ontology annotation, biological process: regulation of gene expression. Bases 272 to 1984 code for a protein of 570 amino acids. Gene Ontology annotation, molecular function: DNA binding; POU domain binding. Gene Ontology annotation, cellular component: nucleus.